ACAGCCGAAAAGUCCGCAGAUUUUCCCGUAUCGUUCAGUAAAAAUAAAAGAAUUCUUUUAUCACAAAUUGAAAAAUUGUAAGAUUUUUCGAACCAACUUUAAAAGUGAAACACGCGUCGCUUCGACCUUUUUGCCCGCAAAAGCAACCAAACAAACCAUACAAAAAGGCAGUCAGCCGUUUAUUAAUAAACAAUAAAGACAAUCCAACAAAAGUAUUUAAUGGAUUUUAAGUGUCAGUGACUCUUCCACACAAAAACUAUAGACCAACAAAAAAAGAGCUAAAACACACACACGCGACGCUGUAUAAUCAGCCAAGAAACCCAGCGACAACUACAACAACAGCAGCCACUGCUGGUGAUAAUAAAAGAACUUACAACAACAGCGCAGUCAACGCCAGAGAACCAGUAUAAAGUUCAAUAUAAAUGGUAUAUAUGGUAUAUAAGCAGACAGCAUAAGGUUGAUUUAAAUUAAACAAAGGAGGAGCACAGGCAGAAGCAGCAGAGACCACAGACCAGCAGAAACAACAAGACUUCGGUUUGUCAUUCAAGUAUUUUUGGUACAUACACGGCAUACAAAUGGCAGCCUACUUGGAUCCCACUGGCCAGUACUGAGCGCAGAAGGAGGAACAACAGUCCACAGUCCAAAAGCCAAAACUUAUCAAACAACUGCAAAUCUGCAAUCCUAUAUCAAUCACCCUAUAUAAAUUCCAAGAUAUAACCAUGGCUGCCUAUCUGGAUCCCACUGGUCAAUACUGAAGAGGAAGGAAGAAGAGCCCGAUCAAAGAGCUAUCAAAAGAUAGAGCUACAAAAAUAUUAUCUAUCACAUUAUCUAAAUCGUUAUAUCAAUCUCAAAAUGUCGCUCGCUUUGGACCCCACUGGCACCUACUAAGCCACAAGGUUUAAGAACCCAACCCUCUCUAUCCAGCCAACAAAUACCUGGCUAAAAAGUGAACACAGAAGACCGUUUCGGUGCGAAGAAAAGCUAUAGAAAAUCAGACAAAAUGCUGGAUCCCACAGGAACCUACCGUCGCCCACGCGACACAAAAGACACACGCCAGAAACGGCGUCAGGACUGCCUAGAUCCCACCGGGCAGUACUGAGGAUCAACAUCCUAACAUCAAAUCCAACCACAACAACAACCCCAUACCGCCUUUGCCUUAU
Drosophila persimilis is the source of this 1160-nucleotide messenger RNA. RefSeq names its product peptide tarsal-less AA. Bases 1001 to 1099 code for a protein of 32 amino acids. The transcript has a single exon. The record is from RefSeq and is a predicted model, not a curated record. Lineage: Eukaryota; Metazoa; Arthropoda; Insecta; Diptera; Drosophilidae.